AUGUCGUGGGCGGGGUUCAAGAAGAAUGUGAACCGCGCGACGACGCAGGUGAUGAUGAAGACGGGGCAUGUGGAGAAGACAAACGACAGAGACUAUGAACUGGAAGAGAGACGGUUCCGAACAAUGGAGGCGGCAUCGUUGCGACUACAAAAAGAGGCAAAGGGGUACCUAGACUCUCUUAGAGCAAUGACGGCAUCGCAAAUGAGAAUAGCCGAAACGAUAGACGCUUUCUACGGAGACUCGGGUGCCCGGGACGGCGUGAGCCGGAGUUACAAGCAAGCCGUCGAGGACCUCGACGCCGAGACCAUCAAGGCCCUCGACGGCCCCUACCGGACGACGGUCCUCGACCCCAUCACGCGCUUCUGCGCCUACUUCCCCGACGUCAACGAGUGCAUCAAGAAGCGCUCGCACAAGCUGCUCGACUACGACGCCCUGCGCGCAAAGGUCAAGCGCCUCGUCGAGAAGCCCGACAAGGACGCCACCAAGCUGCCCCGCACGGAGAAGGAGCUCGAGAUGGCAAAGGCCGCCUACGAACAGCUCAACGAGCAGCUGCACUCGGAAUUGCCGCAGCUGAUUGACCUGCGCGUGCCCUACCUCGACCCGACCUUCGAGGCCCUCGUCAAGAUACAGCUGAGGUUUUGCGCCGAGGCAUACUCGCGCAUGGCGCAGGUGCAGCAGUACCUUGACGCCGACACUAGAGACCAGUACGCCGAGGGCCACCUCGACGCUAGGGUGGAGCAGGUCCUUCAGGAGAUUCGCGAGUUGAGCAUCAGCGGCACGGUGUAA
Molecule: messenger RNA, 786 nt
Organism: Purpureocillium lilacinum
Lineage: Eukaryota; Fungi; Ascomycota; Sordariomycetes; Hypocreales; Ophiocordycipitaceae
Product: BAR adaptor protein Hob3
Biological process (GO): actin cortical patch localization; endocytosis; plasma membrane tubulation
Cellular component (GO): actin cortical patch; mating projection tip; Rvs161p-Rvs167p complex
Molecular function (GO): lipid binding; protein binding
Source: RefSeq, a predicted model, not a curated record